Encephalitozoon cuniculi GB-M1 is the source of this 1611-nucleotide messenger RNA. Its product is annotated as ATP/ADP translocase. Gene Ontology annotation, biological process: nucleotide transport. Gene Ontology annotation, cellular component: membrane. Gene Ontology annotation, molecular function: ATP:ADP antiporter activity. The transcript has a single exon. The coding region runs from base 1 to 1611 and encodes 536 amino acids. NCBI's taxonomy places the organism in Eukaryota, Fungi, Microsporidia, Unikaryonidae. The record is from RefSeq and is marked provisional.
AUGUCAGAAAAUAGAGAAAUUGAUGCAACAGAUCGGCGGGACAAAACGUUUGAUAAAGAAAAAUUGCGCCCUCAUGUAUAUUCCAGUGUGGCUGGAGGAAUGCGGUCCACCAGUGGAGACACCAAAGCAGUUCUUCUUUUCAGCCUUCUCUUUGCCCUGCUUUCAUACAUCGAUGCGUUCCUGUAUGUUCUGGGCGAUAUGGUUAUGAUGAACACUCAAAUGCCCAGCUCGAUAUUGUUCAUAAAGUCUGUGUUAGUCUUACCGAUGACUUUCUUUUUCAUCGUUAUUGUGCAGAAGGGACUAAGAUAUCUUAGCCAGCCAAGAAUGCUCGAGGUCAUCCUUAUUAUCUCAUCUGUGUUCUUCCUGCUAUUUGGAUUUGUUAUAUGGCCCUACUGCAAGAGGCUUCAGCCAGACUUCUUCUGGUCGAGAGACAUCUUCAGCGAUGGAAAAAUGAAGACCAGGCAUCUGGACUUCUUUUUCCCGAUCUUUCUUGUAUUCAGCGAAUGGGCUUCAACAAUGUUGUAUCUCGUGGCUGAGCUAUGGGGAUCCCUGAUUAUCUCCUUCAUGUUCUUUUCAAGGGCAAUUCAUCAGUGUACAGAAGCCCAAGUAAAGAAGUUCCUUCCCACAAUAUCACUGAUAUCGGCGGUUGUCUUUCUAUCCUCCGGACUGCUUACAAAAAGCCUGAACAGUCGCAGAGAUGCUCUUCCAUACCAUGAAAAGGAAAGGCUGUUUUCGCAAGUAUUCAUUGUGACCUCGGCACUUACAGUGAUGUCUGCCAUAACGAGCUUCUUCACAGAUAGAGCCUUAGCAAAGGACGACCCCAGGCAUAAAGGCAAAAAGGAACACAAGGUUCGCAAAAUAGGGUUUGCCGGAUCCCUAAAGAUGAUGCAGAAGUCGAGGUUUCUUCGGGCAAUGACAGAGUCUGUGGUGGCAGCCUCUGUAUGCUCGAACAUAUUCGAGGCAAUAUACAGGGGAGGAAUAGUGCUAGGAGCAGUCCAAUCCUCCACGUCCAAGUCUUCAUACAUGAACAGGCUGAAUGCCAUGGCACAGAUAAUAACCUCCAUCUUUCUACUUGUUAUGUUCUUCAAGCCGGCAACUCAUCUCAUAGAAAGAAGGGGGUGGUUCCCAGUAGCAAUAACAGCGCCUAUUGUUGCCAUUAUCACACUGGUUCUGUUUUUUCCAAUGGUCUUCUUCAACAACAUUACUGAGGGCGAUCUAAUUGCUUCUGGGGAGGAGUAUGUGGGGAGCUUUGUUCUUGAGAACUACACCGGGAUGUUCCUGACGACAAUCAUAAGAAUAUCCAAAUACUGCUUUUUUGACGUUGCAAAGGAGGCAGCGUCCAUAAGAGUGAGCCCUGUUCACAGGCAUUCCUUCAGAGGAAUACACGAUGGACUGGGAAUAAAUAUUGGGAAAACAAUAGGGUCUGUGUACUGUACUCUUGUCACUGUUGUAUUUGAUGUCAGGGAUGUCAGAAACGUGGUUUCUGUAUCCACCGUGUUUGUGGGGGUGUUCUGUGUAAUAUGGAUCAGGUCUAUUCUCCACAUCAACAAGAAGUAUAAGGAGUCGAUUGAGAGGAAUGAUUUCAUCAAUGUGGAGCUGGCUGAAGGCUGA